AGUAGCAGUCGUCGCAAGUGACAGGGGUUUGUUGUCGUUUCUUGUGGGCAGAAAUAAAAAAAACCAUCUGACCCGUUUUGCAGGACGAUUUCCUCAUUCCCGGACAGUGCUUUCGUCAAACUACCUUUCCGAUCCCGCAACUAGAGUGUGCGUGGAACGGAGGUCACAUGAGCAAAUUGAGUCGCGAUGUCCAAGCUACCGAUUACGGAUCCGGCCAUUCGGAUAGUUCCCUCCAAGGAGUUGAAGCAAUUCAUCGGCACCAAGCUGGUGGUACCGCCGUCAGCUCCUCCGACCUUGCGAGACAUCCACUCGGCUUACAAUAAGGCCGGGCAGCGUACCACCACGGGUAAAGUUGCGGAACAAUCGAAACCAACGAUUCCGAAAUCCACAGCAGAGUUCACGCCCACGGAGCGUCGGUUGAUUGAAGAUUGUCUCACAAAACCUGAGUCGAACGAUGAAACAACGGAACCAGUGUGUGUCUUCGACUCUACCGAUGACACCAAGCCUGCUACGACGAAGAAUUGCCUGGAAUUAGCAGAUAUCAGAUGGCUGUUUAACGCGCUGACCGAAAUGCGAAAGACGGACAGCACGGUUCCGUUUCUGCACGUCCUGCUCGCCGGAUGCCCCUUGGUGCUACCCGAGAAUCCGGUUCAAGAGCGUAACCCUGUACUGGAGGCUCGCUGCCAGCUGCUGCGAAAGCAACAGGAAGAGCGUGAUUACAACCGGAUGACCAAGAACGUGGACAGCAUUCGGAAGCAUAUGCCCGAAGAAACGAUCGGCUAUCAAGUAAAACAGAUCAAUCGGCACCUGAUCGCGGUCGCACAGUUCCUGUUUUCCGUGGCAGCCGGUUUUGCAUUCGGAUUCGUUGGUAUUGGGUUAAUUGUGGGGCAGAUGGACUUCGGGGUGCGUCUACUGCUCGGUAUCGUCAUUGCGCUCAUCAUUGCGUUAGCUGAGAUAUACUUCCUAGCGAAGCGAUUGAAUGCCGAGUACGAACUAGCGGUUCCGCCGCCGUUGGCACCGAAAGAGCUUUCCACGAAGGUGGUCCAAUCCAUUCCGAUCGAAGUCCAGUCGAAACGAGGCGGCAAAAAGAAGCAACACAAAGAGUGAUUUAUUAUCGUUUUCGAUCGACUUCAGGUACAUAGUAACCAGUUACUUCAUCAUUGUUUCGUUGUUUAAAAUAAAUAGGCCCAUUUCAUUUGA
Molecule: messenger RNA, 1200 nt
Organism: Anopheles darlingi
Lineage: Eukaryota; Metazoa; Arthropoda; Insecta; Diptera; Culicidae
Exons: 3
Coding region: 187-1107 (306 amino acids)
Biological process (GO): vacuolar proton-transporting V-type ATPase complex assembly
Cellular component (GO): endomembrane system
Source: RefSeq, a predicted model, not a curated record